Fusarium pseudograminearum CS3096 is the source of this 528-nucleotide messenger RNA. RefSeq lists its product as uncharacterized. The coding region runs from base 1 to 528 and encodes 175 amino acids. Lineage: Eukaryota; Fungi; Ascomycota; Sordariomycetes; Hypocreales; Nectriaceae. The record is from RefSeq and is a predicted model, not a curated record. The transcript is spliced from 2 exons.
AUGGCUCUCCUACCACCCAAAGAGCUUCGUAUUGCAAAUGAAGCCGAGCAAAUCAAGACUCUUGACCUCCUGUUCGAACCAAGUCCGGCAAUUCACUCAACUCUCAUCCCUGUCCUAAGAGACUCAGAGUACACAUCUUACCCUGAACUCAUCGACGCUUGCAGAUCCCGUCUCGUCUCACUCGCAUCCUCUAGCUCUCCAACCAAACCAGAUGAGACUCUCCUCUCCAUUCUUGGAUCUCAUCCGCGCUUGGGAGCCAAAAAGGUCGAAUCUGCACAGUCAGCAGCAGAGCAGGCUAAUUUGCAAGGCCAGGGCGAGGAGUUGGCUAAGCUGAACCAGGAAUAUGAGAAAAAGUUCCCGGGACUGCGUUAUGUCGUCUUUGUGAACGGGAGAGGAAGACCGGAGAUCAUGGAGAAUAUGAAGGCCAGAAUCUCAAGGGGUGACUUUUCAAAAGAGGUCGAUGAGGCGUUGCAGGCAAUGUGCGAUAUCGCAAAAGAUAGAGCCUCGAAACAGGAUGCAAAGCUGUAA